Papaver somniferum (opium poppy) is the source of this 2197-nucleotide messenger RNA. RefSeq lists its product as uncharacterized. The coding region runs from base 286 to 1290 and encodes 334 amino acids. Lineage: Eukaryota; Viridiplantae; Streptophyta; Magnoliopsida; Ranunculales; Papaveraceae. The record is from RefSeq and is a predicted model, not a curated record. The transcript has 2 exons.
UCAAACUUUAGUUCUAUCGAAUUUGAUAAUGUUCUAAUUUGUUUUUACAGAUUUUCAUGGUUGAUUCUUGUGUAGUCCCCAGUGGUGGUAAUCAGCAGUGAUUAUAACUAGAACAGAUCUUCUGUUGUUUGUCACAGUAGUGUAUGCUCAUAAUAACAUUGGUGUUAUUGUUAUCAUCUUCAUUCCUAGUUUCAAAAGUCGUUUGAAACAUCGGUAGUCCAUCCAUCUAUUUUCAUUAUCAACAAAGAUUUCCCUUUCUCCUAAAACUUGGUUCCUGGUGUCAUCAUGUAUUCAGCUAGAUUUACUCAGUGGAAUAGCAGAUUACCUCUUCUGGUUUCGGCGAUUUCAUUAAUCCGUGAUUAUAGCCAUAAUAAUGAGAAACUCUCCAACUUUCUCUCAUUAAAAAUUUCCGGUGAAACUGUCAAACCAAAAUCACGGAAAUAUUUAUGGAAACAAGAAAAUCCUCGUACUGUCCAAGACUUUUAUAACCCAAUUAGAUAUCCGUCUAAAAACAUAAUCCUUGAAACUCCUAGACAAACAAAAAACAACUCUUCUCUCUGUCAUAACCAUUGUUGGAAGAUGGCUACUCAAAAUAGUCGUACAGAAAAUCUCAAUUCAAGGAUGCAAUCUGCAAAUAUUGGGAAUAGCUCAACAAGGCCAAUAAGAAGAAUCAUUGCUGCUGCUCAAAAUGCUUCUGAUGCUGUUGAGGAAUAUACUUUUAGCUUGUUGGGUAGAAUCAUUUUCAAAAAACCUCUGGAUCAUGAAGAUGUGAAAAAAGAAAUCAAUUUCCGGUGGAGAAGCUACAGGAGGUAUCAAAUUAUUACUAAAGGGACCAAUUUGUUCCUAUUUCGAUUCCAACAAAGAGAAUCCUGUGAUGGAGUGCUUGCAAAAACAUGGGAUGUAUUGGGUCAUCUGUUGUCUCCUAUAAGGUAUGACCCUAACAUACCAAUCAAUGAUCGUCAAUUCAUCCAUCAUAUCUGGAGUGUGAAGCUAAGAAACUUGGGGAGUAUCAUUUUGAAUGAACAUUUAAUUAAUGAAAUAUGUAAGGAUAUUGGGAAGAGAGUUAUACCAGAAGGAAGGAGAAGGCUACCAAGAGGUAGUGUGACUAAUACUGUGUAUGUUGAGGUAAAACUCAAAGAACCAUUGAGGAGAGGGGGUUGGAUAGAUACACCUAAUGGACAAAGACUUUGGGUCAUUUAUCACUAUGAGAUGCAACCAUACAAGAUCUGUAAGGAAUGCUGGGUAGUUGAUCAUGAAGAAGCUGCCUGCAAAAGACUAGCUCAAGAGUAGAAAGUGAAAGCAAUGACAGGUGAGGAAUACGUUGUUUGGAGUCAAACAGAUGAAUACAUAACUAUUUCGGGUGCGGAUUUAAUGGAUGGAGGGGCUGAAAUAGAAGCGGGUGCCAUUAGUAAUUCUAUAGCAAACAUGUCUUCUAGACUUCUACUGCUAGAGAAGAAUCGGUCUCAGAACUAGAUGAAAUGGAGGAGUAUGAUUUGAGAAGGAGUAAGAGAACAAGAGAAGAAGGGCCGACAACAAAUCCAACAUCAAAUCUUCUCAAUUCAAUCAAUACCCAUAUUAAUCCCAUUUACCAAACUACAAACAAUAGUUUUGGGGAAUCUACUGAUUUUGAUAUCCAUGAAGAGAAUAGGAUGGAAUACCAGCAAAAUUAUGUUGAAGAAAACACUGUAAGAGCAUUUGAUAGCGCAGAAUUUGUUCAUGGAGGGCUGACUACACAGAAUCACCAUGUAAAUUCUGCUAAUCAUCAUCAUCAGGUACAUUCCUUGGGGCAUGAUGUAUCCCGUGAGUAGCGGACGAUGAGGAACAAGCUGAGGCUAAAGCAGCAUUGGAGGCAAUCAAGUGGGCGAAAUCAGAAAACAUUCAGAGGCUGCAUCUAGAAGGAGAUUGCUUGAAUGUAGUUUUGGCUAUAAAUGGUAGAGUAGGAUCCCUUAGAUGGACAAAUAAUUCCAUUAUCAUGGAUUGUAAGGAAAUAUUAAGUAGUUUUUCUAGUUGGGUGUGUGUUUAUGUGCCAAGAGAUACGAAUGAAGUAGCUCAUUGCCUAGCAAAAGAAGCUAGGCAUAGUAGUAGUUCUAUUUUCUGGAGGGAUGAUUUCCCUGAAUAGUUGGAAACUCUCUGCCGAGAGAAAUCUAUGUUGGUUUUAGUUGAAUUAAUAGAGUAUGUUUUCCUAUUAAAAAAAAAA